Messenger RNA from Aaosphaeria arxii CBS 175.79, 1654 nucleotides. Its product is annotated as A/B/D/E cyclin. The record is from RefSeq and is a predicted model, not a curated record. The transcript has 5 exons. Gene Ontology annotation, biological process: regulation of cyclin-dependent protein serine/threonine kinase activity; G2/M transition of mitotic cell cycle. The coding region runs from base 140 to 1642 and encodes 500 amino acids. Gene Ontology annotation, molecular function: cyclin-dependent protein serine/threonine kinase regulator activity. Lineage: Eukaryota; Fungi; Ascomycota; Dothideomycetes; Pleosporales. Gene Ontology annotation, cellular component: nucleus; centrosome; cyclin-dependent protein kinase holoenzyme complex.
UUAAAGUCAACAGUGCACCCUUACUUGCAUCAUAACAAUACCUCAAAACAACAACUUCCAUCACAUAACUACGAUACGCCCCACUUAGCUUCUCGACUAGACCCAGUCUUGCCGUACAGCAUAAUUAACAAUUAUCACAAUGCGUCCAGCUGCUCGCUCAUUGCGCCAACGGGCCAUUACCAAUGAGAAUGAUGAGAAUGCAGCUACUACACGCGUGACACGCGCCAAAAGUGCAGCAUUGAGCUCUACCGAUGCCGCUGAUGUCCCCAAGAAGGCCGCUCUCCAGACUAAGAAGUCUACCGCAACUCUAGGAGCCAACGGUGCAGCCCAGACGCGAAAGCGUGCUGCUCUCGGCGAUGUCAGCAAUGUUACGAAGAACGAGCCCAUCGGCGCGGGUGCGAAGGAUGGAAAGGAUGGCAAGAAGCCCGUGGUCAGCAAAGCUGGACCUUUGACCAAGGCAGCCCAUCCUACCAAGAUCCAAAAGCCAUCUCGUGCCAAUUCGACCCGUUCGGUACUUCCACCCAAGGAGAAGCCUGCCGGACCUGGUGGGAAGCGCCCUGCUUCCGGUUCGGGCAUUGCUGGCCACGCGACGAAGAAGCGAAUCACAUCCAAUGCCAGCACCAAGACGUUGCAAGAGGAGGACCCAGAAGAGGCUGAGAACGUUGCUCCUCAGCGCUCUGUCAAGCGUGAGGUUGAGGUUCCUACUGCGACCGAUGUAAAGGUUGAGACCGAGUCCGAGGUUGAGGUCUUCGCGGAAACCAAGGACCGUGGACCCAUCGUCGAGGACUGGACCGAUCUUGACAAGGAAGAUUAUGACGACCCGCUCAUGGUCUCCGAGUAUGUGGUUGAGAUCUUCGACUACCUUAAGGAACUUGAGAUCGCCACCAUGGCCAACCCCAAUUACAUGGAUGAUCAGAGCGAGCUUGAGUGGAAGAUGCGUGGUAUUCUCGUUGACUGGUUGCUCGAGGUCCACACCCGAUUCCGUUUACUCCCAGAGACCCUCUUCCUUGCUGUCAACAUCAUUGAUCGUUUCCUCUCCACGAAGAUCGUCCAGCUUGAUCGCCUCCAGCUCGUCGGUGUCACCGCCAUGUUCAUUGCCUCCAAGUACGAGGAGGUCCUCUCUCCUCACGUCCAGAACUUCCGACACGUUGCAGAUGAUGGCUUCACGGAGGAGGAGAUCUUGAGUGCCGAACGAUUCGUGCUUGCUGCUCUCAACUACGAUCUGAGCUACCCCAACCCAAUGAACUUCCUCCGUAGGAUAUCCAAGGCCGAUAACUACGACAUCCAGACGCGUACUCUUGGCAAAUACCUUUUGGAGAUCGGCUGCCUUGAUCACCGUUUCCUUGCACACCCCCCUAGCGAGGUUGCUGCUGCUGCCAUGUACUUGGCCCGAUUGGUACUUGAACGCGGUGAAUGGGAUUCCACUCUUGUACAUUACUCCGGCUACACGGAGGAGGAGAUCCAGCCAGUCCUCUCUCUCAUGAUCGACUACCUCGCAAGCCCCGUUGUUCACGAGGCAUUCUUCAAGAAAUAUGCAAGCAAGAAGUUUUUGAAGGCAUCUAUCGUUCUCCGUCGCUGGGCCAAAGAAUACGUUAGCAAUUUUGGUAACGAUCUCAAGGAAGAGUCCAGCAUUAGGAAAUGAUCUAACGCUAAA